AUUGAAACGCACCUAAGUCAUGCUCGAUCAUCCUACUCCAAAAUCGGAAUUUCAACAUCGCAUGCAUAAAAUAUUUGUCGGGAGAUCCAAAGAGAUUCCCGAUUCAAUUCUUAAGAAGGACGCAUCGUGCCUUCAUAUUUUCCCGAUCAUAUUUAUCCUCUUCUAGAACCAUUGAUUUCGUUUGUAACAAAAAAAAAAAAAAAAAGAAGGAAAAUCUCCCCACAAAUGAAAAGGGAGAUAGACACGAAGGCCGUACCAUUGCAGGACAUUGAUAUGCAGUAGCAUCAUUGCAGGAAAUUGCAGCCCUGUCGUUCCAUUCAACCCCCCAACCCCGAUCAUAUAUAUUUCUGCCGUGCAGCUGCCUCUCUUCUCUGUGAUCGCCCACGUCCUUCCUCUUCCUCCUCCGGUUUAGAGGGGCCUCUGAUUGCACAAGGGAGUUGUCGUUUCAUCAAAUGAAUACUAAUGAAAUACCUCCUAAAAAUGCGGUUAACAUGGAAAGCGAGUCUAAUCUAAGUGCCCAUGAGCCCAUCUCGAGCCAUGCCCUAUUAUUAUGGCAAUAUGAGUUUGAACAGUCAUUAAUAGACGAGCAGCUCCAAUACCAGCAACAAGCUGUUGCAAUGGAGGCCAGCAUAAAGGAAGCAGCUUUGCAAGCUGCAGCAGGGGCUAACGAAGCUGCGAAACUGUUAAAAGAAGAAACUGAUACUUCCAUGGUAGAUCUUGUGAAGGAAUUGAGCUCCAGGAGGCUCAUUGAGGGAGUGGAGCUGCAGUCACUGGAUUUAACUUCAAAGUUAUUGAGAUCCAAAUCGAUACCUAUCUCUCCUAUAAGGCUUGAGAAAGAAGGCAAUGAUGAGGAGAAUGGUCAAUCAAGAAGCCGAGAGACCAAGGAGAUGAGAAGUAGGAAAGGUAAUGAAAGUGGAAGCAAACAUAGGAGCAGGAGCAGGGAAAGAAGUCCCAGGAGCAGGAGCAGGAGCAGGGAAAGACGAAGACACAGGAGUGGAAAAAGACAGAGACACAGGAGCAGAAGCAGGAGUAAGGAAAGACAGAGAAGCCACAGGAGCAGGAGCAAGAGCAGGAGCAGGGAAAGGAGAAGCCACAGGAGUAGGAGCAUGGAAAGACGAAUGCACAGGAGCAGAAGCAGCAGGGACAGAAGGAGAUGCAGGAGCAGGGAACGAAGAAGACACGGGAGCAAGAGCAAGAGCAGGGAAAGACAUAGGCACCAAAGCAGAAGCAGGGAAAGGAGAAGCCACAGGAGAAGGAGCCAGAGCAUGAGCAUGGAAAGACAAAUACACCGGAGCAGAAGCGGAAGCAGGAAAAGGAGAAGCCAAAGGAGCAGGAGCGGGAAGAACUGGAGAAGGAUAAGCUGCGUGUCUAGAUCACCACCUAAGGGGUCUAGUCGAGUUGACUCUAGUUUCAGUGGGGGUCGGGAUUCCAGGUCCCCCUCAUCUCCUUGUAGAAGCAAACAGGAUUUGAGGAUGGAGAGCAAGCAAAAGAACAGCAAAUCACUAUCUCAUACACAAAUCUUUAGUCCCAGGAAUACAAAACCUUUUUCGACAGGAAAAAUUGUUGAGAAAACUAAGGUCACAGAGGGAACGGAGAAAACAUCUCAGAGGUCGAUUUGCAGUGAUGAUUUUGGUGAGCGAGAAUCUAAAGGCAAAGAAGAAGCGUAGCAGGAGAUCAUUGCUCAUGCUCAGGGACUGGGAGUGGUGGUUGGACUUGAAAGGCCGUGAGGAAGCUGUGAGCCGAGGAGAAAUUCUUUGGUCCACUGGAUGUGUAUUGGAAUAUGGAAUGGGUUUCUUAUAUCGGAAUCAUACAAUUUAGGAUCAUCUUACAAGUCUCUGCCUGAAGAAAAUAGGAGCAGCACCAGUCACGUUUUGUAAGCCGAUAUGGCUAUUCUGGCACUAUUCUGAAUAUGUUAGGAAACUGAUAUCUGUAGCAAAUACUAUCUGUUCACUUAACCGUCGCUCUUUGCUUUACUUGAGUUUCUGGAUUGAUCUGUCGUGGAGAUGGGAGUAAAUUGAAUUCGGAGAUGAACUGCC
This is a messenger RNA of Punica granatum (pomegranate), 2036 nucleotides long. The record is from RefSeq and is a predicted model, not a curated record. Lineage: Eukaryota; Viridiplantae; Streptophyta; Magnoliopsida; Myrtales; Lythraceae.